Poecilia latipinna (sailfin molly) is the source of this 733-nucleotide messenger RNA. RefSeq names its product elongation factor Tu, mitochondrial-like. Gene Ontology annotation, biological process: mitochondrial translational elongation. Bases 44 to 478 code for a protein of 144 amino acids. Lineage: Eukaryota; Metazoa; Chordata; Actinopteri; Cyprinodontiformes; Poeciliidae. Gene Ontology annotation, molecular function: translation elongation factor activity. The transcript is spliced from 3 exons. The record is from RefSeq and is a predicted model, not a curated record. Gene Ontology annotation, cellular component: mitochondrion.
UGAUGAGUGAAGCCGUCUGCCGGUGUCGGGUUCAGGUAUCGAGAUGUUCCACAAGUCUCUGGACCGGGCCGAGGCCGGCGAUAACCUGGGCGCUCUGGUUCGAGGCCUGAAGAGGGAAGACGUGAGGAGAGGGAUGGUGAUGUGUAAGCCGGGGUCCAUCAUGCCUCACCAGAAGGUCAAAGCACAGGUUUAUAUUCUGAGUAAAGAGGAGGGAGGCCGACACAAGCCGAUCGUCACCAACUUCAUGCCCAUCAUGUUUUCCCUCACCUGGGACAUGGCGUGUAGGAUCGUUCUACCUGCAGACAAGGAAAUGGUGAUGCCAGGAGAGGACAUGUUGAUGAAUCUGACGCUUCGCCAGCCCAUGGUGCUGGAGAAAGGCCAGAGGUUCACUCUGAGAGACGGAAACAAAACCAUCGGUACCGGCCUGGUCACAGAAAUCCUGACCAUGACAGACGAAGAUCAGUUCAACUGGGGCUGAAGGGGAAAAUCCGCAGAGAUGGCGGGGCGGGGGCGGGGAGGGAUCUGUUCGUGGGACGGCUGGGAGUUUGUCGAGUCAGAUGAAUUUAUUCAACAGAAACACAGAAAACUGAAAUAAAAGCUGAGAUAACACAGAAAAAAACGCAAGCAUGUGUUAAGCAGUUCCUCUCAACCAAAAUACCUAUAAUGUGCAACUUAGACUGUAUUGGUCAAAAUGGUCAUUUGUGUAAUAAAAUGUAUUUAAUAAUAAAACUGC